Messenger RNA from Ciona intestinalis (vase tunicate), 2608 nucleotides. The record is from RefSeq and is a predicted model, not a curated record. Lineage: Eukaryota; Metazoa; Chordata; Ascidiacea; Phlebobranchia; Cionidae.
CGAUCACAGUAGUCACUUGAUAUCUGACUUUGGUUGAACAGUUACCUAGUGCAGCUGGACGUGCACUUUUGUUGAUACAGUUUUGAAUUUCAUUGCACCUCACGUUGAGGUCUCAAGAUGAAAAACGGAGAUAAAAGUUCGGAUCAGUUGGAAUCGCAAAAUGCGGAUGCAUUGGAAGAAGCCGCGGACCGAGAGGAAAGAGGAAUGUGGGCAAAUAAGGCGGAGUUCCUUCUAUCGUGCAUCGGUUAUUGUGUGGGGUUGGGAAACGUGUGGAGAUUCCCAUAUCUCGCAUAUGACAAUGGCGGAGGAUCUUUCAUCAUACCCUACCUCAUCAUGUUGACGUUUUGUGGAAUUCCGCUUUUCAUGAUAGAAUUGGCGCUUGGACAAUUCUCAGGUUAUGGUGUCAUUACCGCAUGGAGGGCCAGUCCCAUUUUUAAAGGCAUCGGUUACGGGAUGAUGGUUGUAUCUUUCCUGGUUGCUGUUUACUACAACGUCAUAAUCGCUUGGUCAUUGUUUUAUAUGUUUGCUUCGUUCCAAGCUGUCCUUCCUUGGACAUCUUCAUGCGGGACUGACUGGAACGUCGACUCCUGCGUUGAGACAGCUAAUGCAACCUGCAUCGGUCUUAACUGCACCAUGGAACCAACUACGGCAGUACCUGAGAUGACAACAGCUUACACUUCGGAUGUAAACAUGACAACUAUGGCAGCGGUGAAACGAAUCAGUUCAAGCGAAGAAUAUUGGAGGAACCGUGUACUGAGGAUAAACAAGAGUGAUGGUAUUGAUGACCCAGGGACUGUCUUGUGGGAUUUAGUUCUGUGUCUCUUACUUGCAUGGCUUAUUGUUUUCUUUUGUCUCAUUAAAGGAGUGAAGUCUUCAGGAAAGGUCGUUUAUUUCACGGCAACCUUCCCGUACAUUAUUCUCAUUAUUCUUCUGGUGAGAGGCUGCACACUAGAAGGCGCAAGAAAGGGCAUUGUCUUCUACGUUACUCCGAAAUGGGAAAAACUUCAAACAGCUAAGGUUUGGAAAGACGCAGCGACGCAGAUAUUUUAUUCUCUUGGAACCUCCUUUGGCGGACUGCUUACUUUCGCUUCAUACAACAAGUUUAACAACAACAUUCAUAGAGACACGCUCAUUGUUGCAUUAGGAAAUUGUGCAACGAGUAUAUUCGCUGGCUUCGUGAUCUUUUCUGUGAUCGGCCAUAUGUCGUUUAAACUAGGACUCAAUGUUGAAGAUGUGGUUAACCAGGGUCCUGGUUUGGCUUUCAUUGUCUACCCGGAAGCAGUAUCGUUGCUUCCACUUCCCCAGUUGUGGUCGAUCCUUUUCUUCUUCAUGUUGUUGACACUGGGAUUAGAUAGUCAGUUUGCAAUGGUGGAAACCGUCAUCACUGGAUUCAUGGACGAAUUCCCGAAAGUUCUCCGACCUCACAAGAUUGCCUUCACCGCUGGAACUUGUAUUGUUUGUUUCUUGUUGGGAAUUCUACUUGUGACCGAGGGUGGUCUUUAUUGGUUUGAAUUGUACAACUGGUACUCCGCUUAUUACGGUCUACUCCUACAAUCUCUUAUCCUUAGUUUAAUAGCAGCCUGGGGUUACGGCUUCUUUUUCACUUACAAAUGGCGACUGGUAAAGGACAUCAAACUCAUGAUUGGAUUUGAACCAAACUGGUAUUUCAGAAUCAACUGGAUGUUUAUCACACCUGGACUACUUCUGUUUGUGAUCAUUUACUCUGGCAUAAAGUACGUUCCGAUCUCAGUUGGGAGUUACGUUUAUCCAAAGUGGGCUGACGACCUCGGUCUUUGUAUGAGCAUGGCUUGUGUCGCCCUUAUUCCCAUUUACAUGGCAUACCGCAUUAUAAAAGCGCUGGUGCAAGGUGGCUCAAUUAAAGAGCUUUUCCUACCUGAAGCAAAAUGGGGACCUCAAGACAAAAGUUACAACUACGAUUCUCUGACUGGGGAGGGAGUCCCGAAUUUGCAUCUACGUUCCUCCAACUAUAUUGAUAACCCGCUACCCACUUAUUCUCAAACCGUCAACGAUUCUGUGGUCGAUCCCUACCCUUCUUAAAAUUUGCACAUGAGUGCUAUACUGUAUAAGUAUCAACUAUAGCAACGAUACUUUGUCAGGAACUUUUUAAUGUUGGUUCGUAUAGGUAUAUUCAAGUAGGGGAAGACGGGAGUCUUCAGCACAUAUGCAUAUAGUCCCAUCUUUCCCACAUUCUAUAUAUAUAUAUUAAGUAAUCAAUUGCUAUUCGAUUUUCCUUUUGUGCCCUGUACCCUAUUAUAGUAAUUAAUAGUUCGAUUAUGCAAUACCUGAACGUGGAGCAAGUAUUAUACAGUUUCCCUGUAUGACGAUAUUGCACGAACACAUUUGCUGUAUCUUAAAUUUUAACCCAUACCUUCAUGUAUUAAAUUUUAGCAAAAAUGCCUUUUAUUAGAAAAAUUUUUAUCGCCUUAAACAUUUUUGUGUCGUUAUAGUGUGCCUUACUUUUACUUGACUUAACAUUUCUUAUGAAGCUGUUUAUGCGACGGCUGUGUGUGUAUUAGCGAUUUUAAGUUUAACAAAUAUAUAUAUAGUAACUGAUAAAUAAAGAGGUUAAAUAACCGUUAUAGACAAA